This is a messenger RNA of Phragmites australis (common reed), 1152 nucleotides long. RefSeq lists its product as uncharacterized. The transcript has 4 exons. The coding region runs from base 1 to 1152 and encodes 383 amino acids. Lineage: Eukaryota; Viridiplantae; Streptophyta; Magnoliopsida; Poales; Poaceae. The record is from RefSeq and is a predicted model, not a curated record.
AUGGCUGAAGAGCAAUCUCAAGAACAACUACAUCAUAUUUUGAUUCCGGUUGUAACUGAAGAGCGGCAUCAAGAACAAGAACCAUCACCAAUUUGUGAUGUUGAUCGUCUCGAACAUGAUCCUGGUUUAAGAGUGCCUAUUGCAAGCUAUAAUGUCAAUGAUCAAAAUGCGAUACGGAGAGAAUAUAUUUUAAAAGGUCCAUGCCAACCUUAUGCCCAUGAUUACCCAACCAGGAACAUAUACGGUUUGCCAUGCUGUGGACAUGAUGAAAGUGAGGAAUCUAGCAAUAAAGGGAACUUUCUUGAACUUUUGGACUGGCUUGCAGGAAAUAAUGAAGAGGUUAAUAAGGUUGUUCUGAAAAAUGCUCCAAGAAAUUCUGAUGAGUCUAGUGAUAUAUCACAUAAAGAACAACUAGCUCUUUGUUUACAUUAUGUUGAUAAACUUGGAAGGCUCCAAUUGAUUUUUGUUGUUGUUGCCAAAGGAAAUGUUGGUUGUGCUACUUUCUUUGGACAAGUUUCUCGCUUACUGAAUAUUAUUGGAGUUUCUUGUAAGCGCCAUGACAUGCUUCGAGAUGUUAGAGCUCAAAAACUUAAGACUGCACUAGAGUUGGGUGAAAUAGACAGUGGUAGUGGAUUAAAUCAAGAGAUGGUGAUAACUAGACCUGGUGACACUCGGUGGGGUUCUUAUUACAAAACUAUUUUACACAUUAUUGAUAUGUAUUCUACAAUUCGAGAAGUACUUAUAACUCUUGGAAAGGAUCCCAAACAAAGAAAUAAUUGGCCGAAUAUACAUGCUAUGGUUGAUGUUUUGGAGUCAUUUGAGUUUGUUUUUAAUGCACACUUGAUACUUAUCAUUCUUGGAUACACAAAUGAAUUGUCUCAAUCUUUGCAAAAGAGGGACCAAGAUAUUGUUAAUGCAAUGUCACUUGUGACUUUGGCGAAGGGAAGACUGCAACAAAUGAGGUCUCAUGGGUGGGAAGAAUUCUUUGAAGAAAAGGUUAAAUUAUUUUGCAUUAAACAUGGAAUUGAUAUUCCUGCAUUGGAUGGUAGAUAUGUGCCUCAUGCAAGAUCCCCACGGUUUUAUCCAGUUCAAACAAUUGAUGAUCAUUAUAGAAGAGAAGUAUAUAUUGGUGUCAUUGAUCAAAUUCGGUAA